CCUGUCACACUCAGGAGUCUGGUAUAGAAGACCUAACAUGCAAGAUAGUUCAUAAGAAGACAACUAUAAGAGCGGCCAUGCUACGGAGAAGCAGGAACAGCCAAGCUCCGCGCUACGUGUGGAGCGACAUCCGACGAGACAUUGACACUGUGGUACUGGUGAAUGACAGAGAGGAGUGGGGCGACGAACACACACAGAUCAGUGACUCGGACUCAGAAGUGGAUUACCUGGCCGUCACCCCGGAGGUGACAGACAUUGUGUCCGACACGGUGCCUGUGACAGGGGAGUCCUACUGUCACUGUGACGCCCAGGAGGAAACAAGCCCUGGGGCUCUGCGGCAGGGUUUCCAGCCCCUCAACGACUGCCUGUGUGGAGAGGAGGACCAGGGUUUUGACUGGGUGUGGGAUGAGGGCGUUAAGUCCAAUGCAGCAAUCCUGAGCUGUGACAACCGCAAGGUGAGCUUCCACUCUGAGUACAGCUGUGGCACAGCCGCCAUCCGUGGCACCAAGGAGCUGACAGAUGGACAGCACUUCUGGGAGAUCAAGAUGACGUCACCCGUCUAUGGCACAGACAUGAUGGUGGGCAUCGGGACCGCUGAGGUCAACCUGGACAAGUUCCAACACAGUUUUUGCAGUAUGCUGGGGAUGGACGAGGACAGCUGGGGACUUUCCUACACAGGUAUGCUUCAGCACAAAGGGGACAAGGUGAAUUUCUCGUCCCGUUUUGGCCAAGGCUCCAUCAUAGGGCUGCACUUUGACACGUGGCAUGGAACCCUUACCUUCUAUAAGAACCGCCGCUGUAUAGGUGUGGCCACCACCAGGCUGCAGAAUAAGAAGUUCUACCCUAUGGUGUGCUCCACUGCAGCCAAGAGCAGUAUGAAGGUGAUCCGGGCCUGCUACACGCCCACCUCCCUGCAGUACCUCUCUUGCUCUCGCUUGCGCCAGCAGCGGCCCGACUGCCCUGACAUCCUGAACGUGCUGCCCCUUCCCCAGGGCCUGCGCCACCUCCUCCACAACCAGCUGGGCUGGGUGUUCACACUCAACAACGACGCCCCCGAGCAGUCUGAGGACUUGAUGGAGGACUUGAAUGAAGACUUCGUUGAUGACUUUUCAGUGGAGUUGCCUGAUGACUUGCCUGAGGAGCCUAGUCCAUGCCCGAGCCCCUGUCUCAGCCAGGUGUCCACCCUAAGUGCCUGCUCCUUCCCUAGCCCUGUACCCAACCAUGCCAAUGCCCCUGCCUCCUCUCACUCAGUUCCCAGCCCUGCCUCUCCCUGUGCCCCUGCCUGCCCACCCUUCCAGGGAGCAACUCAGACAGUGAGGACAUGACUUUUCUUUUUCAAAUAUCCACUCAGAAAUGUUAGAUCAAGUUGGCACUUUAUCUAUUCUGAACCUUUCUACAAAUGCCAUUACCAUCUACUGGUGGAAAAGUCCACAAGAGUGAAAGAGUUUUAUCUUAGCUCAGAUUUCUAAGCACUUUAAGACUUUCUGAGUGGAAUGCUCUCUCACCCUCGAGACAGUCCUUCCAAACUCUCCCCAGUUUGCCUGGCUGAAGGGAAGGGGAAGACAGCCACCCCGGAUAUCCACCACCCCGCUCGAGUCAGAUGACUUAGUUCUAAAUCUAAUGUUAUCUACUGUAUGUACACUCCCUAUACUGAAUGAUUGGAUCCCUUGAUAAAGAUGAGCAAAAAAGACACUAAAAUA
Messenger RNA from Salvelinus sp. IW2-2015, 1700 nucleotides. RefSeq names its product SPRY domain-containing SOCS box protein 3. Gene Ontology annotation, cellular component: SCF ubiquitin ligase complex. The record is from RefSeq and is a predicted model, not a curated record. Gene Ontology annotation, biological process: proteasome-mediated ubiquitin-dependent protein catabolic process. NCBI's taxonomy places the organism in Eukaryota, Metazoa, Chordata, Actinopteri, Salmoniformes, Salmonidae. Gene Ontology annotation, molecular function: protein binding.